CCCCCCACUCCCCGUAUUCCCGCUGGUCCCGCAUUCCUCCGUUCAGCACGCACUCGUCGCAUGCUUCCGCGUACGACGGGAAACACGGAAGCACGGGAAUGCACCAGCGUACGGUAUCGUCGCGAGGGGUAGGCAUGAGUAGCAGAAGGGGCAGGAGGGAACGAUAGCCUUCGCAAUGCAAGCGUGGGACGCCAACCUUCCCGUGCACGAGCGAGAAGCUCGCUUCGACCUUACCCCCACCAGCGCAGCAGCCGCACGCCGUCCAGUUGCAGACGCAACUGUUCAAAUCCCGCACUCCGCACUCCGCACUCCGCACUCCGCAGCCGCGCGGAAGCUAGGGACUGGCGAUGCAGGAGGCCCCGCGCCUACCCGCGUACCGGCGCGUGUUCGCGUCGGCGUUCCUCCCCCCCGAAGAGCAGCGGGCGCGCGGCGUGGAGUGGCAGACGCGGCUGCGCCACGUGCACGUGGUGGGCGUCGUGGUGGACGUGGACCAUCUCCCCUUCAAGUUCGUCCGCUUCGCGCUAGACGAUGCCAGUAUGACCGCCGCUGCCGCCGCCCGCCCGGCCCCUUCCCGCCCUGCCCCUUCCCCCGCCCCUCCGCCCGCCCCUCCGCCCGCCUCCUCCGCCCGUGUCUCCGUCCCUCCGUCUGCUGCCACACCCCCUGCGCUCCCCACAGGCGCGUUACCAUCCGCCCCUUCGUCUGCUGCCCCUGCGCUCUCCCUUCCUCCCCCCACUUCUUCCCCCCAUCCUCCCCCCGACCUUCCCCUCCCCCCUGCGCCGUCACCUGCGCCAUCACCCGUGUCCCCCAUCUGCGCCACGCGGCCUGUGCGCGCUGUGCCAUGUGUGCUGUGGCUCAACAGCCGCGACCCCACAGAGCGCCACGUGGCACUGCUGCAGGCUGCCACGUGUGUCCACGUGGGCGCGCUGGUGGGCGUGCGAGGGAGAGUGACAGUGUUCAAGGGGAGGAGGCAGGUGACAGUAGAUGCAAUCUACCCCAUAUCCGACCCCAACGAGGAGAUGCUACAUUGGCUUGACUGCCUUGAUGCUGCGCGUAGCUAACACAGUGGUUUGCGAGAUAGUUG
This is a messenger RNA of Closterium sp. NIES-67, 1081 nucleotides long. NCBI's taxonomy places the organism in Eukaryota, Viridiplantae, Streptophyta, Zygnematophyceae, Desmidiales, Closteriaceae. The record is from the annotation of a GenBank genome assembly.